Molecule: messenger RNA, 1093 nt
Organism: Scheffersomyces amazonensis
Lineage: Eukaryota; Fungi; Ascomycota; Pichiomycetes; Serinales; Debaryomycetaceae
Gene: PSF3
Product: DNA replication protein
Exons: 1
Coding region: 338-865 (175 amino acids)
Biological process (GO): mitotic DNA replication initiation
Cellular component (GO): GINS complex
Source: RefSeq, a predicted model, not a curated record
GAAGAGUUUCCAUACUACAGGUAUUGUAAGUGAUAUUGUAAAUGUAAUUUGUGAUUGUUAUUGAGAUUGUGAUUAAAUUGUAAUCGCAUUGGGAACCGGUUCGAGACCCAGUCUACGAUGCGACUAUCACGUCAAUCUACUUAUCCUUAUCCACUACCAGGAAGUAGUUCAGUUGGUUGUCAUGACUAUAGGUAAUUAGCGUGGGUGCCUUCCGGGUAAGGAGUACGCGUUUUUUUAGUGAGUAGUGAGUUAGUGAGGUACACAUUAGAGAGGUUAGUGAUUAUUCUGAGUAGUGAGUAGUGAGUAGUGAGUAGUGAGUUAGUGAGGAAUUAGACAGAUGGGUAACUACUACGACUUAGACGAUAUUCUAGCGGAUGGUGAGAAAGUACCGUGUAGGUUUAAUAUGACCGUACCUGGUCUUGGAUACUUAGAAGGUAAUCCAGGUAAACAAAUCCACAAGGACUCUAAAGUUGAAUUACCAUUUUGGUUAGCCCAAAUCUUGGCUAUUUGUGUAUUACAGGAGGAAUCAGGUCAAAGUUUUGUUGAUAUAGCAGCUCCUGAAGCUGUUAGUACAAAAGUUUUAAAUGCUAUUAAGACAAGUUCUACUAGUGUAGAUUUACAUAAAUUAGCACCUAAUUAUUAUAAAUUUAUAGAGAGAUGGUGUUCUAUGUAUUCUGAUCCUGAUGCAACUAAUACAGUUAUGCAAAUGCUUAAGGAAAGAGCCUUUGAAAUUAAUAAUUAUGCUAGUAAUCUCACUAAGGGAAUUAAUAAUGAAUUUCUAUAUUCAUUAGAUGAAUUUGAGAAGAAGUUAUAUAAGCAAACAUCUGAGAGUAAUAAGCAAAUGAGAAAUUGGCUACGCGACUAGUUAGUCAGUAAUGAGUUAUGAGUAUAUAGAUAUAUAUAUAAUAAUAAUAAGUACAGUAUAAUAAACGAAUUAAAUACGAUUUAAAUAGGUAGGUAGGUGGUCACUUAGUAGCACCACCUAGUUCAGGAUCUACAUUAGCAUCUUCUGAGCUUUCAUCAUUCUUUUCAUCAAAGAGAUCAUCGUCCAACUCAUCAUCACUAUCCUCUAUAAAUUCUUUGGAUAAUGCCU